GUUGAUUGACUCGGAUUGACAGUUCGAGCAACACAAACGCAAGAAUUAUUUAAAACACAGUCUAAUACCGAGCCAGUCUUUCAUUAUAACGUUUAUUAACAAUGUAUUCCAUUUUGUAAGAUCAUUAGAUUGAUAAAAAAAGGUUAGGGUGAUACUGGUCUCGCGAAAUUGUGUUGGCGGCGACCACGUAUUGGAACAAUGAUACAACGAUCUACCAAACUACUGAGACUCCUUUAUAAUACUAGCCGCUAUAAUAACGAUUGUUUGUACAUAUUUCAAGUAGGAUAUGCUAAGAGGUGUGCCAGUACUUUGUUAACACACAAUCAUAAUACAAAAUGCAAGUUAAACGUUAUUACGUACGGUCAGGAGGCUUUUGGUACCAAAAUAAUGGGGCAUUCGGAAGAAUGGAAAUGGAUACUAAUUACAAUGACAAGGUCAAUUUCUGUUGUUGCAAAGAUGCAGAAAGACAAAUCUGGGAACCUGGUUAAAAAGCCAGAGGAUCAAUCGCAACAUACAAUAAUAGAAUUCAAAGAAGAGAAUUUAGGUCAAUUGAAAGAAAGAAAAUUGGAUGUCAAACCUGUUCCUACUGUUGAUAAUCAAAGCAAUAAACAGAAACAGCAAGAUCAUACAGUGGAAGUAAAAAAGAAAACAAAAGUUGACAGAAGUACAUCAUCCUUAGAGCGUAAUUUUAUUACACCGGUUAGAGCUAUGUCUGAUUUUUUAUUGAAGCCUUCAGAUCUUGAAAACUUACCAAAGACAAAACGAAGAUCGCCGUAUGAAUUUGAACCACCGAUAACUGUUUAUUGGAGAAAAGAUGUCGAAGCCAAAGCAUUGGAAGUUUGGGGAUCGCGUGAAGCCUUAACAAAGAAGCUACUAAAAAAGGAACUUGAAGAAAAAACGUAUCAGCAAAAUAUAUUUACCGUCAAACGAAGACUGCGAGAUUAUAGACGAGAAAUGGGCAGCAAAACAACCGAAUUCAUUCAAGAAAAAGAAGGUCUUUUUGGGAGGUCUGGUAAAGUGGUUUUAACUGCAAUCGCAAUCAAUGCUUGUAAUUUCUUGUGCAAACUAUGCGCAUGUGUCUUUACUGGUUCUCAUAGUAUGUUCGCGGAAUGCGUGCAUUCGGCUGCGGAUACUUGUAAUCAAUUAAUAUUGGCAUAUGGAAUUUAUAAAUCAGUACAAAAUCCUAAUCCAGAUCAUCCAUAUGGAUACACAAACAUGAAAUACGUUUCGUCUUUAAUAUCCGGCGUUGGUAUUUUCUGUGUCGGUGCUGGUUUAUCAAUUUAUCACGGAAUUCAUGGCCUAAUAAAUCCGUCAUCGGUAGAACCAUUCUACUGGGCGUAUUGUGUCCUAGGUGGUUCUUUAGUAUCCGAGGGAGCGACGUUAUUAAUGGCAAUUCAAUCGAUAAAAAAAGGAGCAGGAGAAAAGCAGCGAACAUUUAAAGAAUACGUAUUAGGAGGACAAGAUCCUUCAGUAACUGUCGUGCUGCUGGAAGAUUUAGCAUCUGUGGUCGGUAUUGCUAUCGCAACAGCAUUCAUGGGUUUAACUUCUUACACGGGAAGUUCAAUGUAUGAUGCUGUCGGGUCCAUAUUUGGUGGUUUUCUUCUUGCUGCAGUAGCAGCGUUUAUAAUUAAGACAAAUACUGCUGCUUUAAUCGGAAGAAGUAUAUCUCAAGAUGAUCUUGAUAAGAUGAACACGGAAUUAGAAUCUGACAUAAUGGUCCGAGCUAUUUACGAUGUUAAAGGUAUCGAUAUGGGCAAUAAUUUAGUUCGAUACAAGGCCGAGAUAGAUUUCGAUGGAAAAGAAUUAACGAGGUGUUACCUUGAUAAAAACGAUAUUGUUGCAAUGUUGGAGGAAGUACGAACUAUGAAAAAUAUCGACGAGUUGGAGACAUUUUUUCUGAAACAUGGUGAAGGUAUCGUGGAUAUGGUCGGUGGGGAGAUAGACAGAAUGGAACUAAAAUUAAAGAAGAAACAUCCAGAGAUCCGACAUUGCGACCUGGAGAUCUUGUAAACGCUUUUGUACUGGAACACAAAAGCAUACGUGGAACAAAUUUUAAUGUAAAUAAUGUGUAUUAAUAAUCAUGACGCAAUUUUGCGUUGCAUUAACAGCGUUAUUUAUAUAGAGAUAGUACAGGGGUCUACGUUGAUGAACGGAAAAAAAAAAAAAAUA
This is a messenger RNA of Colletes gigas, 2169 nucleotides long. It is a transcript of the gene ZnT49B, whose product is annotated as zinc transporter 9. Gene Ontology annotation, biological process: transmembrane transport; zinc ion transport. NCBI's taxonomy places the organism in Eukaryota, Metazoa, Arthropoda, Insecta, Hymenoptera, Colletidae. The transcript is spliced from 11 exons. Bases 199 to 2010 code for a protein of 603 amino acids. Gene Ontology annotation, cellular component: membrane. Gene Ontology annotation, molecular function: monoatomic cation transmembrane transporter activity. The record is from RefSeq and is a predicted model, not a curated record.